AUGUCUGACUGGGACACGAGCAGCGGCGAGGAUGAGGGUGUGCCCGGCCGGCCGCCAUCUGCCGCCGCUGGGCGUCUGUGGCAGCCGCCGGCGACCCCUCCGCAGAGCCGUCCCUCCGUAGAUGGCGGCGGGGGGCGAAGGAGCGCUGAGUGGCGGCGGGAGGCGGCGGCUGGCCUCAGAAGGGAGGAGUGGGAGCCUCGAGGCACUGAAGGCUCCCGUGGCCCGGGGAAAGGGGCGAGGCGGUGGCUGCCCCGAGCUGCCGCCAGCCAAGUUGGGGAUGACACAGAGCCGCUCUGCUUCCACCUUGAUAGUGCCCUGGUCGGGGCUCUUAUAGGUCGGGGCGGAGCUAAAAUAAGAGAACUUGAGGAUUCGUCAGGUUCCAGGAUAAAGGUUAUAAAGGGAACCUGUGAAGCUGAAGUAAAGAUUUUUGGCAGCAUUGCUGUGCAAAACAAAGCUAAGAUGUUGAUUGACAAUGCUAUUACAAGAUCUGGACAAAACUACAGUAGAGGUGGAACUGAGAAAGGAAAAACCUUGGACGUUAUCAAGCCUGAAAGUAACCCAACGAAAUCAGUGAUUAACUGGGCCUCUCUUCGAGAAAACAAAGCUAAAUAUGAAGCAAUGAAGUGGGCAGACUUGCCUCCAAUUGAGAAAAACUUCUAUAAAGAAUCAUCAAGGACUGCAUCAAUGUCACAAGAAGAAGUGGAACUGUGGCGGAAAGAAAAUAAUAAUAUAAUUUGUGAUGACUUAAAAGAAGGUGAAAAGCGCUGCAUUCCCAAUCCUGUUUGUAAAUUUGAAGAUGUAUUUGAGCAUUAUCCUGAUAUUAUGGCUAAUAUAAGAAAAGUUGGUUUUCAGAAGCCUACGCCAAUUCAGUCCCAGGCAUGGCCGAUCAUACUGCAAGGAACUGAUCUUAUUGGUAUAGCACAGACUGGUACUGGGAAGACAUUAGCAUACUUAAUGCCUGGAUUCAUUCACUUGACUUCACAACCAAUAUCCAAAGAUCAGCGUGGGGGGCCAGGAAUGUUAGUCCUUGCUCCCACUCGAGAACUGGCACUUCAAGUAGAGGCAGAGUGUUCGAAGUACACAUACAAAGGAAUUAAAAGUAUUUGCAUAUAUGGUGGUGGGGACCGAAAAGGACAGAUAGACGUGGUUACCAAAGGUGUGGAUAUUGUUAUUGCUACUCCUGGCAGACUGCAUGAUCUUCAAAUGAACAACUUCAUAAAUUUGAAGAGCAUCACAUACUUGGUUUUAGAUGAGGCUGACAGAAUGUUGGACAUGGGAUUUGAACCUCAGAUAAUGAAGAUCCUAAUAGACGUGCGGCCUGACAGACAAACUGUUAUGACAAGUGCUACUUGGCCUGAUGGUGUUCGUCGCCUAGCGAAAUCCUAUUUGAAAAAUCCUAUGAUCGUAUAUGUUGGCACUCUUGACUUAGCAGUAAGUUCUGUUCUUUUUUUUUAUAUUAUGAUGCCGUGCCAUGAGAAUGCCUAGGCUUUUGUACUAUCCUUCAUUGAUUCUAUGAAGCCAAAAGAUAAGGUCAUCAUUUUUGUGGGGAAAAAACUUACAGCUGAUGACUUAGCAAGCGACUUUGGUCUCCUAGGAAUUCCAGUACAGUCGCUUCAUGGUAACAGGGAACAGUGUGAUCGGGAACAGGCUUUAGAUGAUUUCAAGACCGGCAAAGUCAGAAUACUGGUAGCUACUGACUUAGCGUCCCGUGGCCUUGAUGUGCAUGAUAUUACUCAUGUUUUUAAUUUUGACUUCCCUCGCAACAUUGAAGAAUAUGUUCAUAGAGUAGGUCGUACUGGAAGAGCAGGACGUACUGGGGAGGCGGUAACGCUUGUCACUAAGAAUGAUUGGAGGGUUGCAUCUGAGCUGAUUGAAAUUCUGGAAAGAGCAAACCAAGUAGUUCCUAAUGAGCUUAUUGCAAUGGCAGAAAGAUACAAACAAUUUCAAAUCAGAAAAGAAGUUGAAAAGGAUAUACGAAGACCUCAGACAAAGCCCUCAAAAUAACUGUUGAAGUUACUGAAACAAAAGAACUGGAUUAGUAAAUGUAAGCAGCGUUUGUUGAUGUGGCUUCAAAAU
This is a messenger RNA of Chroicocephalus ridibundus (black-headed gull), 2076 nucleotides long. RefSeq names its product DEAD-box helicase 43 (gene DDX43). Lineage: Eukaryota; Metazoa; Chordata; Aves; Charadriiformes; Laridae. The transcript is spliced from 18 exons. The record is from RefSeq and is a predicted model, not a curated record. Gene Ontology annotation, molecular function: RNA binding; RNA helicase activity; ATP binding.